AAACAAUAGGGAGAAAAAUUAAAAAUUGGGAGUGAAGAAGUGGCCAGCCAAGCAAGAACAAGGCAAGAUUUAACUAUAGAAGAUGGACAAUUCUCUAUUCCUUUAGAGAGAGAAAACUCACCCCUCCCGCCGCCGCCGGAGAAAAAAUUCCGGCCUCGUUUAUGGAAAUUCUUCUCAAUUCGAGAUCGGACCAAAUCUAAUUCGCAUUUUUUAGCAUAAAAAAUGAGAAAUCGGAAACCGUCGCCGGAGCUCCGCCUCCGCCGCCAUGCAGCGGCGGAGGACGACGGCGCCGCCGCCGCCCGGACGGCGUGCACGGGGAAGUCGUGCCAGUCGUGCACGGCGGGGGCGAUCGCCGACUGUGUGGCGCUGUGCUGCUGCCCGUGCGCGGUGGCGAGCUGCUUUGUGCUCGCCUUCUUCAAGCUGCCGUGGGCGGUGGCGCGCCGCUGCCUGCGGCGGCGCCGCCGCCGGAGGGUGGCGGAGCGGGAGGAGAGGAAAUGCGGCGGCGGAGAUGGAGAAUCGGAGAAGGCGGAAGGGGGGGUGUUUGAAAUCGAGGUGUCGGAGGAGGCAGCCGCCGCCGGAGACGGGGCGGAGGAGUGGUGGCUGGAGGUUGGGCACUUGGGUUUUGGGAGGGUUUCUUCAGCUAGGAUUAAUUUGUAUGCCAAGGGUAAUUAAGGUAAUUCACGUGUUUUUUUUUCCUUCUUAUGCUAAAAAUGUU
Messenger RNA from Salvia splendens (bonfire salvia), 715 nucleotides. RefSeq lists its product as uncharacterized. The record is from RefSeq and is a predicted model, not a curated record. The coding region runs from base 223 to 672 and encodes 149 amino acids. The transcript is spliced from 2 exons. Lineage: Eukaryota; Viridiplantae; Streptophyta; Magnoliopsida; Lamiales; Lamiaceae.